AUGCCGUUCGUUCGUGUCCAGAAAAGCAAAAGCUACUACUCUCGCUACCAGGUGAAGUUCCGUCGUCGCCGUGAGGGUAAGACGGACUACCGCCAGCGUAAGCGUCUGUGCACCCAAGCCAAGAACAAGUACCAAUCCCCCAAGUACCGUCUUGUCGUUCGUUUCACCAACCGCAAGGUGAUUUGCCAAAUCAUCUACGCUCUUGUCGAUGGUGAUCGUGUCUUGACUCAGGCUUCCUCUACCGAGUUGGGUCGCUACGGAUUGAAGGUCGGUCUUAAGAACUAUGCCGCUGCCUACUGCACUGGUCUUUUGUGCGCCCGUCGCCUUUUGCAAAAGGUUGGACUGGACGAGACCUACGAGGGCAACACAGAAAUCGAUGGUGAAGUUGUGAGCACUGAAUACGACAAAAAGACAUACUAUGUUGACGAAGUGGAUGAGGACAAGCGUCCUUUCCGUGCUCUUCUUGAUGUUGGAUGUAAGCCAACCACCAGUGGAUGCCGAAUCUUUGGAGCUUUGAAGGGAGCUGCUGACGGUGGUCUUGAUGUCCCCCACUCCAACAAGCGUUUCCCUGGUUAUGAUCGUGACGCCAAGGAGUAUGAUGCCGAUAUGCACAGGGAACGUAUCUUUGGUGGACAUGUUGGCGAAUACAUGGAGUACCUCGAGGAAGAAGAUAACCAAAAGUACCAGGAGCACUUUGCUUCCUUCAUUGCUGAGGAUGUCGCUGCCGACGGUCUUGAGGAGCUCUACGAGGGAGUCCACGAGAAGAUCCGUGAGGAUCCCACUCCUGCAGAGAAGAAAGACUUCACCCCUGACAAGUCCUUCAAGCGCAAGGCCAAGCUCACUCUUGACGAGAGGAAGGCUCGUGUCCAGGUCAAGAAGGAUGCCAAGAAGGCUGAGCUUGAAGCGGACGAUGACGAGUAA
Molecule: messenger RNA, 921 nt
Organism: Seminavis robusta
Lineage: Eukaryota; Bacillariophyta; Bacillariophyceae; Naviculales; Naviculaceae
Source: the annotation of a GenBank genome assembly